Messenger RNA from Suillus subaureus, 729 nucleotides. RefSeq lists its product as uncharacterized. The transcript is spliced from 2 exons. Lineage: Eukaryota; Fungi; Basidiomycota; Agaricomycetes; Boletales; Suillaceae. The record is from RefSeq and is a predicted model, not a curated record. The annotation marks the transcript as partial.
GUUUUCUGGGCGGCAUACAAAAGAGUCGCCGUGGAACACGACGAGGAGUUCCUUGAGCGAUACUACAAUGACAUGGACAUCGUGUUGAUCUUUUCUGGUCUGUUCUCUGCCGUCAGCACAGCUUUUAUUGUGGCCAUGGAGUCGAAUCUCAGUCCAGACCCCGACGAUACCACGCAUGCCCUUCUCGCCCAACUCGUCCAAAUCGGACUCGGCAACUUCACUGCAGCGGGGUCUACGCCAGUAUCGCCAGCAUCUACCUGGUCGCCGUCCACAGCCAACAUAAGGAUACAAUGCAUCGCGUACGCGAGCUUGUCCUUCAGUUUACUCGCUGCUUUCGAGGCCGUGCUAGGCAAACAGUGGCUCGGGUUUUACAAGUCGCAUAGAUACGGCCGCGGCUCGGAGGAGGAACGAGCGAAGCGCAGACAAGAGAGGUUCGACGGCAUUGUCACAUGGUAUUUUGAUGCUGUCAUGCAAUCGUUCCCAAUCCUACUGCAAUUCUCUCUUCUUCUCUUUGGAAUUGCUCUCAGCGCCAAUAUGUGGUACGAGCAGUACACGGUCGCCUGGGUCAUCAUUGCAACCACGGUCUUUGGGUUUUUGUUUUAUUCGCUGACGGUGAUGGCAGCUUUGGUAUCCCCUGUCUGUCCAUUUCAGAGCCCGAUAUCGACGAUGUUGCGCAUAUUGCGCAUUGAUAGUAAGAUCAUUUUCAAGUUCUGCUCAUCUCCGGUCUGA